CCAUCGUGAUAAAUGAAUUACACAUUUUACUUCAAAUGCAACAGAUUAUUAUUUAUUAAAUGAAUCUUAAUAAGUCAAGGAAGAACGUUUGUUAUAAAAUUACAUUUUCGAAAACGUUAAGGUUUUCGAUUACUGAUUAUUGACUUGAUUGUUUGACUGCGGAUUUGAUGAGUUUAUGCCAAAAUGAAGAACGUAAAAAACGAAGAUGAAUCACCCGUGUCAUAUUUGAAGCGAGUAGAUGUUCCCAUAGUGGGUAGGAACAGGAACCAAUGCAAGGAGAUUUACGGACAGAAUGAUAUGCGCUGGUUAUAUGCAAGGCGGCAAAGACGCUUGUUUGGGUUCCUCAGGCAGCCCUCUAGUAGCCAAUGAUAUCCUCUACGGUAUUGUGUCCUGGGGCCAGGGGUGCGGGAGACCUAACUAUCCUGGUGUUUAUUCAAAUGUGGCAAAUCCACGAUCUUGGAUCGAGAACAAUAACGGGAAAAAUUGAAGAAUUAAUCCAGUACACUUUCAAUCAUCGUACUUUCCUCUACUCGAUUCGAUAUUGUAAACGAUAUUGGAACGAAC
Ceratina calcarata is the source of this 564-nucleotide messenger RNA. RefSeq names its product trypsin-2-like. Gene Ontology annotation, biological process: proteolysis. NCBI's taxonomy places the organism in Eukaryota, Metazoa, Arthropoda, Insecta, Hymenoptera, Apidae. Gene Ontology annotation, molecular function: serine-type endopeptidase activity. The record is from RefSeq and is a predicted model, not a curated record. Bases 293 to 487 code for a protein of 64 amino acids. The transcript is spliced from 3 exons.